This is a messenger RNA of Camellia sinensis, 4162 nucleotides long. The record is from RefSeq and is a predicted model, not a curated record. Lineage: Eukaryota; Viridiplantae; Streptophyta; Magnoliopsida; Ericales; Theaceae.
CAAUUACAUAGUAGUCUAAUACUCAUUUUUAGCAGCAAAUUAUUACAAUUCAGAUCAACCUGCAUGCUCAACCAUAAGAAAACCAUUUGAGGGCUUACAUCACACAACCCACAAAGUUUUGUAGAUCACUCACUCCCUAUCUAUAUGGUUCUCAUCACUCAACACACUUCCUAAAAGAGGCUAGCCAAACCUGCACCAGUUAGCUUACAGAAUAACAUAUAACAUCCUUGCCUGGAAGUAGAUUUUUUUUUUGGGUAAGUAAGUCAUAAAUUAAAAACAAAAAGCUUACACAACAUACAAGGGGCAUGGCCCAGGCCCUACCAAGACUAUUGAAUAUGUUAUGUUAUUCAUUGUUGUUAGUAUCUUAUAGUUCUUGCAAAAUCAAGUUUAGUUGUUUUUGUCAAUCAUAACUUUCAAAUAAUUGUUAUUGAUAUAUGCAUGUUUGAAUGUUCUAGAAACACUUUGGACACUUGUUUAAUCGAGAUUGUUUACUUAUGGAUAAGACAUGGAUGUAUCGAUCAAGAUUAAGUGAUGCAUACCAGAAAGGAGUUAACAUGUUUCUCGAUUUUGCAUUUACUAAUGCAAGUUAUGAGGAUAAGAUCAUAUGUCCAUGCAUCAAGUGUGGACUUACACUUCCUGUCACUCGAUCAGUUGCAUAUGAUCACUUAGUAUGUGAUGGCUUCACAAAGGGUUACACUAAAUGGGUUUUACAUGGUGAUGCAUCAUCUGUUACUACAACAAGUCCUGAUACGCACAUGCAAAAUAGGCCACAAUUGAAUAUUGAUGCACAUGGAUUAGUACACAAGGCAUUUGGAAUCUCAAAUGACGAUGAUAGAGUCGAUGGAGACGACCCUGAAGAUCUGGAGGAUAGAGAAGUUCUACAAGUUGAUACAUGAUGGACAAAAGGAUCUUUAUCCACAAUGUAGAAAUUUUACAAAGCUCGCAUUCAUCCUUCAGUUAUUUCAUAUCAAGAAUUUAGGCGGAUGGAGUAAUAAAUCGUUCACCAUGUUAUUAGAGCUAUUGAAGGAGGCAUUCCCAGAGGGUGUAACACUGCCUAAUACUGUUUAUGAAGUUGAGCAGAUCAUCAUGGAGUUAGGACUUAGUUAUGGGAAGAUUCAUGCAUGUCCCAAUGAUUGCAUGUUGUAUAGGAAUGAGCAUAAAACUGAUUUUGAAUGUUAUGUUUGUCAUACAUCUAGGUAUGUAACAGAGCAAAAUGAUUCAGGCAACGAGGCAUCCUCUAAAAAAGGCAGCUACAAAACACCUUCUAAGGUUCUACAUUACUUUCCUUUGAUACCAAGGCUACAAAGGUUAUUCAUGUCAUCCAAAACAGCAUCAUCUAUGAAGUGGCAUAAAGAAGGUCGCACCAAUGAUGGUUGUAUGAGACAUCCUGCCUAUUCUCCAGCUUGGAUGACUUUUGACCACCUACAUCCUGAUUUCGCAGCAGAUUGUAGAAAUGUCAGACUUGGGUUGGUGUGUGAUGGUGUGAACCCUUUCAGACCAUUGAGCAAUACGUAUAGCACCUGGCCUGUAAUUCUUAUACCAUAUAAUUUGCCUCCAUCGAUGUGUAUGAAGCAGACCAAUUUUCUAUUAUCAUUGAUUAUCCCUGGUCAUAGUGCACCUGGAAAUAAUAUUGAUGUGUAUUUGCAACCUUUAAUAGAUGAAUUAAAGGAAUUAUGGGUGGAUGGAGUAGAGACAUAUGAUGCAUCAAUUAAACAAAAUUUCCAAUUGCGUGCAGCAUUAAUGUGGACUAUUAGCGACUUCCCUGCUUAUGCUUAUUUGUCAGGGUGGAGUACUAAGGGGAAGUAUGCAUGCCCUUCAUGCCAUAAAGACACAUGCUUCUAGUGGUUAAAGCAUGGCCGAAAACAUUGUUACAUGGGUCAUCGUCGAUUCUUGGACCAACAUCAUGCCUUUCGAGAUGAUGACCGAUCUUUUGAUGGUACUAAAGAAAAAAGAACUGGACCCAAUCCUUUAAUUGGUUCUAUGGUAUUGGAUAUGUUACAUGGCUUCAAUAUCACUUAUGGAAAGAUGAGUACUAAUCCAGAAUUACCAUAUAAUUGGAAGAAAAGAAGCAUAUUCUUUGAAUUACCAUAUUGGAAGGAUAAUCUAGUGCAUCACAAUCUUGAUGUGAUGCACAUUGAGAAAAAUGUAUGUGAGAGCUUGCUUGCAACACUACUGAAUUUAGAGGGGAAGACAAAGGAUAAUCUAAAUGCACGUCUUGACUUGAAACUUCAAGGUAUAAGGCCUGAACUCCAUCCAAAAGAAAAUGCAACAAAUAAAACUAUCUUGCCUCCUUCUUGUUUCUCAUUAAAGAAACAAGAAAAAGAUGUUUUUUGUAAAUUUUUGAAGACUGUUAAAGUUCCUGAUGGUUAUGUAGCGAAUAUUUCACGAUGCAUCGACUUAAAGCAACGUAGAAUCUUUGGACUUAAAAGUCAUGAUUGCCAUAUUUUGAUGCGACAAUUACUCCCUUUAGCAAUUCGAGGAAUGUUGAGUUCACAUGUAACUUCACCUCUGAUUGAGUUGAGUAAUUUCUUUCUAGAGUUAUGUUCUAAAGUUGGUUUGGCACAAGACUUUAUGCGUCUUGAAAGGCAAAUUCCGAUAACACUUUGUAAGUUUGAAAAAAUAUUUCCCCCUAACUUUUUUGACAUUAUGGUGCAUUUGGUGGUUCACUUAGCAUCUGAGGCUAGAUUAGCAGGACCUGUGCAUUAUCGUUGGAUGUAUUCUGUUGAGAGGUACUUGAGUAGAUUAAAGUCAUAUGUGCGAAAUAGAAGUCGACCGGAGGGUAGUAUGGCAAAAAGAUACCUUGCAAAUAAAUGCUUGACAUUUUGCUCGAGGUAUAUGGAAGGUGUUGAGACACGGUUCAACCAGAUGUCUCGAAAUUAUGAUGAGGGAGGUAAUGAUACCGAAGGAUUAUCUAUUUUCUCAAUGCCUGGCCGACCAUUAGGUAAGGGCGUGAUAGACACAAUGGAUGAUGGCACAAAAGAAAAGGCACAUCGAUAUGUGCUAUUUAAUUGUGAGACAGUCAACAAAUUUAUUGAACAACACCGUAGACUUGUUUCCAUACAAAAUCCACGUCUUCGUGAAAUGGCCAUUGAUCGCAUUCAUAGUGAAACAUUUCCAACAUGGUUUGAUAAACAUGUUGAGGAAUUGCAUAAUGCAGGGGAUAGUCAAAUAACUGAAGAGCUUAGAUGUUUGGCUCAUGGUCCAAAUAGAAUUUUCACAAAAUAUAAGCGCGAUACUUGAUAAAUGGUUUUAGGUUCCAUACUAAGGAGAUCGAGUGAAAGAGAAAAACUCAAAAUAGUGGGAUUAUUGUCACGGCAAAAACACGAAGCUUUGCAAGUGGUAGAGAUGGAAAUCCGGUCUCUGGAGAUGUUACAUUUUAUGGCGUGUUAACAGAUAUAAUUGAGUUAGAUUAUUUGUUUGGGAAGAGGGUCGUGUUAUUUAAAGGUGAAUGGGUGUCACAAUCAGGGAAAAGACAAGAUAAAGAUUGCACAGUAGUCAACUUUGCACGAUUAAUGAAAGAUGCUGAGCCUUUUGUAUUGGCUUCUCAAGCAGAACAGGUAAUGUAUGUAGAAGAUCUGAAACACAAAGAUUGGCAAGUUGCUAUCAAGAUAAAUCCGAGAGAUUUUUAUGAUAUGAAUGCGGGGUCUUCUGUGGACAAUGUGGGGGCAUACUUGCAGAGUGUUGUAUGCAAUACACAAAGUGGUGAUGGGGACAAUAAUUUUGAUUUGGUUCGAACAGACAUGUCUGCUGCAAUUGUAGAUACACCACUUUCUCAGGUGUUGAGAGACAACGAUGUUCAUGAUGAUGGAGAUGAGGAAGAAUUAGAUCUUAUAUGACUGUUAAACUUAUUGAAUAUUGCUAGUUAUUUAUAUUUGAAAACAAUUCUAUAGUUUCAUUUUGUUCUCUUUCUUUAUCAUUGGUUUUGUUAAUUUAAUUGAUUGUUUGAAGAAUGAAUAAUGCGUUUUUAAUUUAACUAUGUGAUUUUCAUAUGUGGGUACAAAAUAUUUAUUCACUAUAUGUUACGUUUAGUCACUACCAAGAUAGCAAUGCAAUAAAGGUGAAUUCACAAAUUUUUUUUUUUUUUUUGUUAAUUUUCUUCAAGUAUUUUGUUCAUUUGCAGAUAAUUUAUUUGGAUCAUUCUAAGUUUACAAUUUGAUUUGUC